Molecule: messenger RNA, 2559 nt
Organism: Tachysurus vachellii
Lineage: Eukaryota; Metazoa; Chordata; Actinopteri; Siluriformes; Bagridae
Product: extracellular calcium-sensing receptor-like
Exons: 6
Coding region: 1-2559 (852 amino acids)
Biological process (GO): G protein-coupled receptor signaling pathway
Cellular component (GO): membrane
Molecular function (GO): G protein-coupled receptor activity
Source: RefSeq, a predicted model, not a curated record
AUGGAAUCAAUAUUUACUCUCUUUCAUGUGGCAAUGGCCAUCAUUAAUUCAUAUACUGCAGAAGAGGCGUCUUGUAGCCUGCGUGGAGAGCCUGCAUACCCACAGAUAUGGAAGGAGGGUGAUAUUAUAAUUGGAGGAAUUUUCCCCUUCCAUUUUAAAUGGGAGAUUACAGACUCGUUCUAUUCGGUUAUGCCACCUGCAAUAAAGUGCACGAGUAUGGAAUUUAGAGCCUUCCAAUAUUCACAGACCUUGAUAUAUGCAGUAGAGGAGAUCAAUAACAGUUCAUCUUUACUGCCUGGUGUCUCACUGGGCUACAAGAUCUUUGAUACCUGUGGUUCUCCAGCACAUGGGGUGAAAGUAGCAAUGGCACUAGUGAAUGGAAAUGAGAACUCAGUUUCAGAUGAGAUCUGCACAAAGCCUGCACAGGUUCAAGCCAUAAUAGGAGAGACAUAUUCAUCAGUGUCCAUGGCUAUAUCAAAGAGUAUUGGACCUUUCAGCAUGCCCUUAAUAAGUUACUAUUCCACCUGUGAAUGUCUCAGUGAUAAAAGGAUAUAUCCUUCAUUUCUGCGCACUAUUCCCAGUGAUUAUUACCAGACCAUAGCACUUGCAGAGAUGGUCAAACACUUUGGCUGGACCUGGGUCGGAGCAAUAAGAAGAGACGAUGAUUAUGGUAACAGUGGGAUGGCUGCAUUUACAAAAAUUGCAGAUAAACUGGGCAUAUGUUUAGAAUACUCGCUUCCAUUUUUUAGAACAUAUUCCAAAGAAAGAGUCUUGAGAAUUGUUGAGCAAAUUAAAAGCUCUACUUCUCGAGUAAUAGUGGGAUUUGUCACUCCCCGGGAAUUUGAGAUUUUGCUUAAUGUAUUUUCUGAACACAACAUAACUGGAUAUCAGUGGGUGGGAACUGAAGGAUGGAUUGCUGAUCCAGUGGCAGUCACGUUGGAUAAGUACAACAUACUACAAGGAGCCAUAGGGCUAGCUAUUCCCAAAACAACUGUAACAGGGCUGAAGGAAUUCAUUCUAGAUAUAAAACCAUUGAAGUCAGUAGGCAGUGCUAUUUUUACAAAAUUCUGGGAGGCUCUGUUUACUUGCUCAUAUAAAGUGCAGAAUAAUUCUGGGACUAUUCCAGUGUGUACAGGUGAAGAGAAAGUGUCUGAUGUGAGAAACACCUUUACUGACAUGUCUAUGAUGCCAAUUUUCAGUAAUGUGUAUAAAGGAGUGUAUGCCAUUGCCCAUACACUCCAUGAACUUCUUGGCUGCAAACAAACAUGUUCUACAAAGAAGCAGCCUGAUCCCUUAACUUUUCUAGAACACCUGAAAAAAGUACGUUUUAAGACGAAAGAAGGUGAAAAUGUUUACUUUGAUGAAAAUGGUGAUCCUCCAGCAAAAUAUGAAAUAAUAAACUGGCAAAAAACUAAAGAAAACCAAUAUGAAUUUGUCACUGUUGGACUUUACGACUCCUCUGUUCCUGCUCAGAAUCGAUUAGCAGUAAAUAUGUCCUCCAUUGUCUGGGCCCAAAAUACAAAUCAAGUACCAAAAUCUGUAUGUAGUGAGAGCUGCCCCCCUGGUACAAGGAAAGCUGUACAGAAAGGAAAACCCAUCUGCUGUUUUGACUGCAUACCAUGUGCUGCUGGAGAGAUCAGUAAUAUGACAGAUUCCCUUAAAUGUGAACAGUGUCAGCAAGAUUACUGGUCAAAUGCAGACAAGAAUAAAUGUGUAAAGAAGGAAGUUGAAUAUUUGUCCUAUGAGGAAACAAUGGGGAUUUUGCUAACAGUUGUUUCUAUUGUUGGUUCUUUAAAGACGAUAAUAAUAGCAAUCAUAUUCUUUAAAUAUAAGAAUACACCAAUAGUCAAAGCCAACAACUCUGAGCUGAGCUUCCUGCUGCUCUUCUCUCUGACUCUGUGUUUUCUCUGUUCACUUACUUUCAUUGGUCAACCUACUGAUUGGUCUUGUAUGCUGCGUCACACAGCAUUUGGGAUCAUCUUUGUCCUCUGUAUCUCCUGUGUUCUGGGGAAAACCAUUGUGGUGUUAAUGGCCUUCAGGGCUACACUUCCAGGCAGUAAUGUCAUGAAAUGGUUUGGGCCUCCACAACAGAGACUCAGUGUACUUGCCUUCACUCUUAUACAGGUGCUAAUCUGUGUAGUUUGGUUGACAAUAUCGCCUCCUUUUCCCUUUAAAAACCUAAAAAGCUACAAGGAAAAGAUUAUUCUAGAAUGUCAUUUAGGCUCAAACCUAGGUUUCUGGGCUGUGCUGGGUUACAUAGGAGUCUUAGCACUUUUAUGUUUUCUUUUAGCUUUUCUAGCUAGGAAGCUUCCAGAUAAUUUUAAUGAAGCUAAAUUUAUCACAUUCAGCAUGCUGAUGUUCUGUGCAGUUUGGACCACUUUUAUUCCUGCUUAUGUCAGCUCUCCUGGAAAGUUUACAGUAGCUGUGGAGAUAUUUGCUAUUUUAGCAUCAAGCUUUGGAUUACUAUUCUGUAUCUUUCUUCCAAAGUGUUACAUAAUCAUCAUGAAGCCAGAGAAAAACACGAAAAAGCAAAUUAUGGGAAAAGUGCCAGGACAGUGA